AUGCUACCCAAACCUGUCUCUCGACAUCUCUUGUCCUUAUCCAAAACCACUCCUGGAAUUCCCCACACAGUCAAUGUGACACUAUGGGGUCGUCCUAUAAACGAUGCUCAGCACGUGGUCUUUUAUUUUGGAGGUCUUCCUGCAUCAGCUGAAGAACCUGCCCUUCAUUCCGUCACGUCGCCACACAACGAUGUCUACCAGGCACACAAUAUUGCCUUGCUCUACAUUGACAAGCCAGGGUUUGGGGAAACCUCCUUCAAUUAUUGGUUCCGACUUCGUCGGGAUUGGCCGGUGAUUGUAGAUCAAGUCGCCACGCAGUUGGGCGUUGCCGACACAAGAAGAUAUGGUGUCAUGGGCGUCUCCAACGGGGGUCCCUACGUCAUGGCCACAUUGACCCAUCCGAUAUUGAAGCAUCGAGUCAAGGCUGCCGCCAACAUUGUGGGCGUGAGUGAUGUAGUGGCUUCUGGGUAUUUUUCUUGGAAAUCUCCAUCGACGGCAUUUGAAGGAAUCUACAACUCACUGCCUACCUUUAUCACAGGACCCUUCACGGCUCUCGGAAUGGCCUUGGGAAAAAUAUACUUGGUAUACUUGGGAGGUUACCAGGCUGUCCUAGGAGAUCAGUUUCCACUCGAAGGGAGACCGGUUUUAGCCAAAGUGAUGCAAGAUUCCAUGAAGCAUCUUGGAAUCCCCGCGUCCAUUGAUUGCCAACAAGGAUUGAGUCCACUCUAUGCCCGCUCUUCGAGCAACCACGAUCCCACCAGUGUGGACCAGAAUGCUACAGAAGCAUACCAAGAUAUCAAAGUACCUGUGACCUUGUGGUAUGGGACCAAAGACUCGUCCGUUCCCAUGGCAUCAGCAGAAUGGCUAGCUGAGACCAUGCCGAAUGCCACAUUGCACAAGGUGGACUCCGGGCAUGGACUGUACUUGUUUCAUACAGAUCAGUUGCUGGAUGAAUUUGUGCGCAUCCUGGAUCAAGCGGAUGCCAGCGAUGAUGAUGCCGAUAGCAAGAAAGGUGAUUGA
This is a messenger RNA of Seminavis robusta, 1020 nucleotides long. The record is from the annotation of a GenBank genome assembly. NCBI's taxonomy places the organism in Eukaryota, Bacillariophyta, Bacillariophyceae, Naviculales, Naviculaceae.